Messenger RNA from Momordica charantia (bitter melon), 2810 nucleotides. Its product is annotated as Leucine-rich repeat protein kinase family protein. Gene Ontology annotation, biological process: protein phosphorylation. Gene Ontology annotation, molecular function: protein binding; protein kinase activity; ATP binding. NCBI's taxonomy places the organism in Eukaryota, Viridiplantae, Streptophyta, Magnoliopsida, Cucurbitales, Cucurbitaceae. The record is from RefSeq and is a predicted model, not a curated record.
UUUCACAGCUUUUACGGGAGUCUGAGACUGAACUCUGCGUAUGAAUCAGAACAGAGCGCCCGCGAGAGAGAGAGAGAGAGAGAAGGAAUCUCAAUGCUUAUGGGAAUUGGGAUUGAGAGAGCGUUUGUGGCCGUAAAUUGCCACAAAUCGCUCUGAUUUUCACUCUCCACUUUCCAUUGUUUUUCCCUUCUCAUUUUCCUCCCACUUUUAUUGCUCAAUCCCUCUCCUCUGGCUCUCCCGCCAUCACAUUCCUCCAUUUCCAACGCCAUUGAAUUGAAACCCCUUCAAGAAAAUCACAAUCUCAGAGACGAAGUAAUUGAAGAGCCAAAAAUUUCCUCGGCCCCCAUUUUCUUAGCUUCCAACCACCCACUUUCCAGUUUCUGAUUCGUCUCUGAGUUUGUAACUCCUGAGCAUUAACUUCGAUUUCCCACUCAUCGAAUGGGAGUUAGAUUAUGAAUCAAUAACAAAAUAAAAUCCCCAUUUGCGUAAGGAUUUGAAAGAUUGAUUCUGCUCUGAAUCGACCAUGUCUCUCUUCAACUCGCUUUUGGUUUUCAUCUUCUUUCUGGGUUUUUCUUCCCCUUCCGCCAUUUCUGGGUCCUCUGAGCUCUCCACUCUAAUGGCGAUUAAAGCUUCUUUAGACCCGAAAAGCAAAUUAUUAACCUCAUGGAGUCCGGUUUCCGACCCAUGUGGUGGCUAUUUCGAGGGAGUUGCUUGUAACGAGCAAGGGAAAGUGGUGAACAUUUCUCUGCAGGGGAUGGGACUUUCCGGCUACAUUCCGGCGGCCGUCGCCAGACUUAAGAGCUUGACGGGGCUGUACUUGCAUUUCAAUUCUCUAACCGGUGAAAUUCCUAAGGAAAUUGCGAGUUUGACUCAGCUGACUGAUUUGUAUCUUAAUGUGAAUCAACUCUCUGGGGAGAUUCCUUUUGAGAUUGGGAAUAUGGCAAAUCUUCAAGUGCUGCAGCUUUGUUACAACAAAUUAACAGGUGGGAUACCAUCACAAGUGGGGAAUAUGAAGGUUCUAAAUGUUCUUGCUCUGCAAUAUAAUCAGCUCACCGGAGCGAUUCCCGCAAGUUUGGGGAACUUGACAGCGCUAGCACGGUUGGACUUGAGUAACAACAGGUUUUUCGGUCCGAUUCCGGUGAUACUAGCCGAUGCUCCUGCUCUCGAAGUUCUUAACGUCCAAAACAACUCGCUAACCGGUAACGUUCCUCCAGGUUUGAAGAGAUUGAAGGAGAAGUUUCAGUACCAUGAGAACCCAAGUUUGUGUGGAGUGGGAUUCCGGGACCUAAAUCCUUGUAGUAAGUUGAAAAGUUUGAAUCCGAGCCGACCCGAACCGUUUCUACCCCAACUACCUGGAAAUCUUUCUGCAAGAGAUAUCCCUGAGUCUGCUAAUCUACGCCACAAUUGCAAUGGAAGUAACUGUUCAAGACAGUCGAAAUCUUCACGAAUCGGAGUGGCCCUCGGAGUGAUUGGAGUGUUUGCUGCAUUUAUGGCAAUCGGUCUUGUAACGUUUUCCUGGUACCGUCGCCAUGAACAUAAAUUUAAAUUUGGAAGAGCUUCAAACGCCAUAAGUAGACGGAUUAUCACUAGCCAAGUCAGGGAAAUCUACAGGAGGAAUGCUUCUCCUCUCAUCAAUCUAGAGUAUUCGAAUGGAUGGGAUCCGUUAGCCAAAGAUCACGGCGGGAGUGCAUCGUCACGAGAGAUGAUCAAGAGCUUUAUGUUUAAUCUAGAAGAUGUCGAGCGGGCAACGCAAUGCUUCUCAAAGUCAAACUUAUUGGGGAGGAACAAUUUUUCAGCUCUUUACAAGGGAAAGUUGAGAGAUGGAUCAAUUGUUGUUAUCAAGUGCAUUGGCAAGACAAGCUGCAAAUCUGAUGAAGCUGAAUUCUUGAAGGGCUUGAAGAUACUCAUCUCAAUGAACCAUGAAAAUCUUGUUAAGUUCAGAGGCUUAUGCUGUUCGAAAGACCGGGGAGAGUGCUAUCUGAUCUACGACUUUGUCUCGAAUGGAACUUUGAUGCAGUAUCUUGAUGAUGACAAUAGCAAUGGCAGCGGGAAGGUUCUCGAUUGGUCCACCCGAGUAUCGAUCAUAUGCGGGAUCGCCAAAGGUAUCGGAUAUCUGCACAGAAAGGUUGGGAAGAAACCUGCACUGGUUCACCAGAACAUAACAGCUGAAAAAGUGCUCAUUGAUGCAGAGUUCAACCCCUUGCUCUCAGAUUCUGGCCUGCACAAACUUCUUGCAGACGACAUUAUCUUCUCCAUGCUCAAAGUCAGCGCGGCUUUGGGAUACCUCCCUCCCGAGUACACGACGACGGGUCGGUUCACCGAGAAGAGCGACAUAUACGCAUUUGGAAUGAUUGUACUUCAAAUUAUCUCCGGGAAAACCAGCAUCAUGAAGUUGAACUACGACACCAUCGAGUCACGUCGGUUUGAGGACUUCAUCGACUCUAAGCUCGAAGGAAGAUUCAUAGAAUCAGAGGCAGCUAAACUGGGGAAACUUGCAGUGAUCUGCGCUCACGAAUAUCCCGAGCUUCGUCCGACAAUGGAUGUCGUCGAGCAAGAACUCCAUGAAAUGGGCGGUUUCGGUAUUUCCAUAGAGUCCAUGCCUUAAUUUUGAGAUGAAAAACCAUAGAAGUUAAGCAGAUCACUGACUACUAAUCUUAAUCUAUGCUGUAAAUGAAGGUUUAUGAAUAUUUUCAUGCUACUGUGCUAUUAGAAUGGUCUUCUUAUGUAAAAAAGUAGGCUACUUUGUUGAAGAAUAAUGUAAAUUGUAGAAACUUGAUUUUGUUGCUAUAGUUAAUUACUGUUUUUCCCCA